Patiria miniata (bat star) is the source of this 4502-nucleotide messenger RNA. RefSeq names its product translocation protein SEC63 homolog. The transcript is spliced from 22 exons. Lineage: Eukaryota; Metazoa; Echinodermata; Asteroidea; Valvatida; Asterinidae. Gene Ontology annotation, molecular function: RNA binding; transmembrane protein transporter activity. The coding region runs from base 46 to 2334 and encodes 762 amino acids. Gene Ontology annotation, biological process: SRP-dependent cotranslational protein targeting to membrane; post-translational protein targeting to endoplasmic reticulum membrane. Gene Ontology annotation, cellular component: Sec62/Sec63 complex. The record is from RefSeq and is a predicted model, not a curated record.
AUAUUAUCGAGACGUGGAAUUAUUUUUGGCAGCAGUGGAGUCAAGAUGGCGGCGCAGUUCGAGUACGACGAAUCUGGUGGCACAUCCCUGUACUUUCUGGUCUCUUUCUAUGCUCUGGUUCUCUUCCCAGUCACUUACUAUUUAUGGCCUUCAAAACCAAAGAAAGAUGACCCACAGAAGUUGAAGAAGCAGUGUCAGUGCGAUCCGUGUGAAAUCAAGAGAGCAAUACUGCAAGCUCAAAAGCCUACUCAGAGACUGCGUCAUGCUUUCAAGUGGCUAUUUCUGUUCGGUGCUUGGGCUCUGUUCAUAUACCUGGCCAUCCAGGCAUCUCAGGUGGAGCGAGAUCACAUCGAGUAUGAUCCCUACGACAUUCUGGAACUGGAUAGGGGCGCAUCACAAGCAGAGAUAAAGAGGAAAUACCGUCUUCUCACCAAGACCAAACAUCCCGAUAAAGGCGGGGACCCUGUGGAGUUCAUUAGGAUAGCCAAAGCCUAUGCUGCAUUAACUAACGAUGAAUCGAGAGAGAACUGGGAGAAAUUUGGCAAUCCUGAUGGCCCAACAGCUACAAGUUUUGGCAUUGCCUUGCCUGCAUGGAUUGUGGAUCAGAACAAUUCAAUUCUGGUUCUAGGGAUAUAUGGAUUGGCGUUCAUGGUCAUUCUACCUAUUGCUGUGGGCACAUGGUGGUAUCGUUCCAUCCGUUACAGCGCAGUGGAAGUUCUUCUUGAUACGUCUCAACUUUUCCUUCACUUCAUCUACAAGACGCCCUGCCUAAAUCUCAAACGCGCUUUGAUGAUUCUGUCUGGAUCCUUUGAGUUUGAGGAGAAGCACAACAAUGAGAUAGUUCUCCGUCCCAGCGACAACGAAGAACUGCCGCCAUUGAUGCGAGAGUUUGACAGCGAGUACGGCAAGAAGAGCAAGGAGAAGCCCUUCGUCUAUCCUUACAGUCGUAAGGCUCGUAUCUUACUCUACGCUCAUCUGGCCAGGACCGACCUGCCUCCUGACACUCUGGAAGUUGAUAAGAGAUACAUCAUCAAUAAGUGUCCGCAGUUGAUUCAAGAGAUGGUCAACACAGCCUCUCAGCUGGUCACCUGGAAAAACUACGGCAGAGUGGCUAAGGAGCCUCGUCUGGAGUCCAUAGAGUUUCUCAUGCGUCAGAGUCCGAUGAUUGUCCAGGCAUGCUGGGACAAGGCGCCGUUGCUACAACUGCCACAUUUCACCGAGGAUACCCUGCGGAAAAAGCGCCACAUUAAAACUCUCGGCCAGUUCGUCAAAAUGAAGGACGUGGAUCGAAGGAACAUACUGCGUCAUCUUCAUGAGAAGCAAUACCAAGACAUCAUGAACGUCUUGAAGUCACUGCCCAGACUGGAUGCUGAUGUGGAACUAGAAGUUCUUGCCGAUGAUGACAAGAAGACGAUUACAGCAGGAUCUCUGGUGACAGCCACAGUCACGUUGAGGAGAGGAACCUUCCAGGUAUCGGAGCAAGAGGUCAAUGGUGCCAUUGAGGCGGUAGAGGAGGUCGAAGAGACACACGAAGAAGAGAAAACUGAUUCCCCGCUUCCACACAAACCCAAGACCCACGUCUGGGAAAAACACCGGAAGAAGAAAGGAAAAGGAGGAGGGGGCGGGCCCAAGCACAAGCCCAACAAGAAGGCGGCGACCAAGAAGGCAGCCCCAGCCACAGCAGCAACGGGCAAAGCAGCAGAGGACUCACCCCAGCACAACGGCAAGGGGGCUGCUAAUCACGUUAGUAACAACACCAAAGGGGCAAUCCAGGACAUUGCAGUGAGCAAAGAUUCUGGGGACAGUGGGAGCGAAUCAGACAACGAGCAAGAAGACAACAGCAAAAACUCUGGCAGUGAGGAUAACCUGAGUAGUGAUGGAGGUGAACAAGAAGAAGAGGAAUGGGAGAGGUUACAGUCCGGCAUCACUCGCAAAGAGAAGGUCCUCGAAGGAACCUCAAAGGUGUCUCAUGAGGUUCAUGCUCCAUACUUUCCCGAGGUCAAGCAGGAAUGGUGGUGGAUCUAUCUUGCUGAUAGGAAGACGCAUCGCAUCGUCACACUGCCUCAGAUGGUCUAUGAUCUGGUAGACGAGAAAGAUGUGGAGUUGAAGUUCCCGGCACCUCAUAAAGGUCUGUAUCAGUACCAACUAUGUGUCCGCUCUGACUCCUAUCUGGACGUAGAUUACAUCAAAACGAUUAAGGUGGACGUCAAAGAAGCCAAGAAGAUGGAGGAGACGCACCCCCAGUGGGACAUCUCAGAUGAUGAAGAGAAGGAGGAAGGCGACAGUGACGUCUCAGAUUACACCACCGAUGAUGAGGGUAGCGAUGAGGAAUAGAUCCUAGAAUCCAUCCAGUAUAGGGAGGGGGUCGGUCAGGAGCUCUUGAGAAUCCAUGCUGUAUAGGGAGGGGAGUGAUGGAGAAUAGACCCUUGAAUCCAUGCAGUAUAGGGAGGGGUUAGUGAGGAGCCCAGGAGAAUCCAUGCAGCAAAGGGAGACAAUUGAAUGGAGCACUAAGGUAUCCACGCAGCUGUGCUGUACUCGUAUUUGAGUACAUUUUUUUGGUACUCGUACUUGUACUUGACCAAUCACCGUUUGCGAGUUAGCCACGCCCCUUAGACAACCCUAUGGAGUUUUUGUACACUAUGUUUGGUUCGUCUGAGAUUUUGCACGUUCGGCGUCCAUGUUGUAUAUCAUGUAAUUGGACAAUAUUUCACAAGCUGCGUUGAUGCGAUUCUAACGUGAUUCUACCGUGAUAGGUCAAUGGUACUCGUGCUCACGACAAAGUACGCGUACUCAUACUGUGCUCUUGGUAAAGUACUCGUACUUGUACUCAUGAAAAUGUACUCGACUACAACACUGCUAUGUAGGAAAGGGAGAUGCCAGUAAAGGGCGCUGGAGAAUCCAUACAGUAAAGGGAGAUACUAGGACAGAGCAUGGGAGAAUCCAUGUAGCACAGGGAGGAGUAGAGGUGGAGCAAAAGUCGCGUCUUUAUCUUUUCUCUGAUUAUCAUGCAUCCUUAAUAAUUUAAAGUUCUAAUUCUUUUUAGGGUAUGAAUUAUUUGUAUAUGUUAGAUUUAGCUGUAGUUGGAUAGUUACUCGAGCGAUUGGAAUAAUUACGUUUUGACCUGGGGUGAACCAAACGAAUGGUCAGUCUGGUGGCAGUACUUUUUGUUGUUUUACCGGUUGUAGGGGGUCUGCUCUUAUGUCCGACGCCUCAUAGGUCCGACACCUCAAAGGUUCGAAAUUUCGGACUUAUGAGGCGUCGGACUUCUGAAGCGUCGGACUUACGAGGCAUACAAUUUAUUUAUUCCACCUCAAAGGUCGGGCGCCGCAUUAGUCUGACGCCUCAUAGCUCCGACACCUCAUAAGUCAGUAACAGCAUUUGUCCAUUGUCGAACUUAUGAGGCGUCGGACCUAUGAGGGGUAAUUUAUGCCUCAUAAGUCCGACGCCUCAUAAUCGGACUUAUGAGGCAUCGGACCUAUGAGGCAUCAGACUUAUGAUACGGCCCCGGUUGUAGGUCAACCGUGCGUCGGGAAAUCGUCUAGAGUAAAAAAAAAAGGCAGGUUCGGAUGAGGCCUGACGGUGAAAAAUUCUGGAGGGAAAUUGGAUUUUAUUUUUUGAAUAUAGGAACAUAUCUAACAUUUUGUGGGGAAAAAAUUACAAAUUGGAAAAUGUUGGAAAAAUUGAAUUGUAUUUUUAGAAAUGUUGCUCUUUAACCAGUUGGCGCUGGGAUUAUUUUGUCUUGACGGGACCCAGUUGCGGGAUAUUUUUCACAAACCUCGAUACCAGAUGGGUUCAGGCCGUCAUCUGCGGGUAGCCCAAAACCUUUUUGUGUAUACAGGUCAUCCGAGAUGAACUGGUUAGCAAUGACUAUAAAGUCUUGCCGAUCUGCGCCUGUUGUGCACUGUAGGGCUUACUGUGAUGUUUUUAUCGCAACAAGGAAUUUCAUCAAUAUUCUUGAUUUUUUUGGUAUGAAUAUAGAGUAUGAACUAAACGCCAAUGGAAUAUUAAAUGCACUCUAUCUGCUUUUCAUGAGCUGUCCAUAGACUUCUCCGUUCAACCAAAAUUAACCAUCAUCUGCCUCGAGAUUUUCAUAGUGAAGGCAAAAACAAAACAAAUUGGCAUUUGUACAUAUUAACAGAUUGACAAGUACAAGUUAUGUAAAGAAACAAAAUCUUAUUUCUUGGGAAUUAACAGUUGCUUCAAAUAUUAAUAACAUUCGUGUUUAUUAACUUCCAAUUUCUGCAAGGAAAGAUAAUUUAAUGAUUUAUGUCCAUUAUUUUGUGACUACUUUUGGUCAGUUUAAAAUUAACGAUUAUUUAGGGCUGAUGUUCCCAACUGAGCUGAUGAUCACUUUGUCGAUUGUAUUUUGUUUUUCUUCAAUAUCAGAGAGUUCCUGUCAUUGUACUUGUAACUGCAAGUUUAUUUUCAAUGUUUUGUGUCAUAAAUGGACAGUUUUAAGCAGAUAUGAUAAUAAAAUACUUGGGCAAUGACGUAUAAAUUCA